CCGAACCGAACACUCCCCACCGUCCUUGCCUCGGUAUCCAGCGUCCCUGGAAGCCAACCCUCUUUGAAUAACGACCCCGAGAGAGAGAGAGAGAGAGAGAGAGAGAGCAAUGGCGGAUGGGGGAAGAGAGGUAAGGGUGCAGAACGUGUGGGUGAUGCGGCACGGGGACCGGAUCGACGACCAGGAGCCGCUGUGGGUGGCACACGCGAAGCGGCCGUGGGACCCGCCGCUCGCCGAGGGGGGCCUGAUCCGGGCGUGGACCGCCGGGAAGCGGCUGCGCGGCGCCGGCGUCCCCAUCCACCGCGUCGUCGUGUCCCCCUUCCUCCGGUGCCUGCAGACCGCCGCCGAGGUCAUCCGCGCCCUCUGUUGCGUCGUCGACGACGAUAGUCGCCUCCUCGCCAUGGAGACCAGCCAGGACGCCGUCCUCGAUCCCUCUCGUGUUAAGGUCUCGAUUGAGUACGGAUUAUCUGAGAUGCUAAACUCAGAAGCAAUAGGUAGUACAGUGGCUCCAAAAGAUAAAAACUGGUUUCCUCAUAUCUCUGAUCUUGGAGCUUUGUUGCCAUCUGGAACGUUGGAUCAGUUUGCAGAGAGUGUUUAUAAAGAGUUGCCUCAUUGGGAGGAAUCUGUGCUUGAAGCAAGAAAAAGAUAUGUGAGUGUUAUUGGUGCUCUUGCUGAAAAAUAUCCCAAUGAAAACUUGCUGCUAGUCUCACAUGGUGAGGCUAUUGGUGUUUCUAUCACUUCAGCUCUGGAGGAUUCUAUGGUUUUUGAUGUAGAAUACUGUGCAAGCUGUCACUUGCAAAGAAAAAUAUUAUCAAACCCUUCACAGUCCUUCAAUUCUGAAGAUUUUAAGGUCAUCACAGAGAGUGGCCAAACAGGUAUAGCUUAUGGUCGUACCUCCUGAUUUUUCGUGAUAUGAAACUGAAGCAUAUGACAAGCUUCUAUCAGGUUUUGAUCUCAUUUCAAAUAGUUCUGGUUUUCUGAAGACCUUUUUAGCACCAAAACAUAUUUGUUAUUGUUGCUGCUGUUAAACACAUGAAACGCUUUAUUUUUGUGUCGUUGAUUCUUUUGCCAUGGUUGCAGUUUUAUCUAUGCUGAACCUUUUUAUGGAUAUAAAAUAUAUAAUGAUGGAUCUAGAAAAGUCUCUAUAUCCUGUUAGCUGGAGUUCACUAGUCAUUCAUACUGGUAAAGCAUAAAAUCAAAAGAAAUGCCUGCACAAAGAUCUUGUGCCUUUUGGUCACAUGUAAAUCAUUGGCAGAGUGAUUGUUGUGUUGUUGCCAUAAAUCAUUAUUACUGUGUAUGCCAGAUUAAAACUUAUCUUCCUA
Messenger RNA from Musa acuminata AAA Group (dessert banana), 1322 nucleotides. RefSeq lists its product as uncharacterized. The transcript is spliced from 4 exons. The coding region runs from base 110 to 901 and encodes 263 amino acids. NCBI's taxonomy places the organism in Eukaryota, Viridiplantae, Streptophyta, Magnoliopsida, Zingiberales, Musaceae. The record is from RefSeq and is a predicted model, not a curated record.